UUUAGUAGAUGACCUUCACCGUGUUUUCUAUUAUCUCGUUUAUUUUACGAAUUAAAGUUAUUUGCAUUUAAUUUCGUGAAUUGCACAAAACAGCCCCCAAAACAAUGACGUCAAACCCCAUUCCAACGACGAGCGCGCGCGAAGAGAGCAACGUUUCCGUUUCCUUGGCCACCAACAGCGGUUGUUUAUUUUGGUCGAAGUUCAUUCUCAGCAACGACUGGCUGAUGUAGAACCGUACUUUAAGUAGAGCUCCUUUUCGGCCCAAAGCAAAGUUUCAAAUUUCCUGUGUAUUCAAAUUCCUUACUAAGUGCGUGCAGUGAUUACUUACAUACGUUGCAUCAUUCAAUAAAAUGGCCAAGAAGGGAGGAGUCCAGCAGUUGCAGGCUGAAAUCAACACCGACGAGGAAUUCGAGAAAUUCCUAGAACGUGAUGGUCUGUUGGUAAUGGACAUCUAUACGGACUGGUGUGGUCCCUGCACCGGGAUGGUGGGCAGUCUGAAGAAAAUCAAACUGGAGCUGGGUGGUGAUAAUCUCCAACUAGCCGUGUGCAAAUCUGACGAUAUCGAAGCCUUGAAGAGAUUCCGGAACAACAGUGAACCGACCUGGCUGUUUGCCUCGCAUGGUAAAAUCGUGAACCUCAUGUUCGGCACCAACGUUCCGAAGCUGAUCAAUCUCAUCACCGAAGAAUUGGACAUCGAACUGAAAUGUCGUGCAGGAGAAGUCGAACGAAAGUACUACGAACUGUACGAGUUGACGCCAGAGGAGCAGGAACGGGAAGAUGCUCGAAAGGCUAUAGAAGAUGAAGCCGAGAGGAUUGAAAAAGAGGCUGCGAUCAAGAAGCGCCGGGAUUAUAUCAUAAGUGUAACGGAUACGAUCAUGGAGAAUAUUCAGGACAUGGGAAUCACCUUAUUUAUGCCACAUGUCCACAAGGACGUUUACAAAAAAUUGAACGAACAUGCCGAGAAGCAUGAUCUGCACUUCAAAGAAAAGCGGUUGGUAUAUUUGAACCCGAAGAUGUUAGAAGUGCUUCAUUUUGACUGUGAAAACCGAAUGGACGAUGAAGUUUUUGAGCAGAUUUUCUACAAGGAAGUUCAGGGGUACGUUUGGAAGCGUCAGGACGAUGUUAGUCGCGCUCCAGAAGAUGUUAUUGGUGAUUUCGUUCGGUUCCUGACCGAGCCCAAUGAAGUUCUGGACAACGACGGCAAUGUGGAAAAGGUAAUUCCCCCAUUGAUCGAACCGCUGGAGAUGCUGUAUAAUGCGAACGAUGGAACCUGGAAGAUGAUAGAUAAGAAUCCAAAGAAAAAGAAGAGUGGUGUCAAUUUGAACGCAUCUCAAAGCACGUCUUCGAAGGAAACGUUCGACGAGGAAAGUUGUCCAAAAAUCUACGUCCCUGGCGUAUGGAGUCCCACCAACCGAAGAGCGACGGCUGCGUUGUUUUAUCUGCUGUUCAGACAUCUAACUGAAAGCUUUCUCGGACCGGACCCUGUUCCGGAACCACCGCACAUCUGUAUUGUAUUCGACGCCUACAAGAAGCGGGACGUUUUCGAAGUGAUUGCCAAGUUCAACCGAGACGUGAUGGCUUACGGUUAUUUCACGUCUGGUGAUCCAAAAACGGCGGAACUAAUUGCUAAAAAGACUGAACGCUAUGUGCGUUUGAAACCGAAUGUCAAUGACAAACUGAUAUUGAAAGUGGCCAAAGCUACCAGUCAUGCAAUGCUGGCGCUAACGGCAGUUGGACCGUGUUACAUCAGUCAGAAUGCAGUCGAAGGCCAGGAGGAAUGUGCUCUGCUAUUCCCACCGAAUUACGAUAAUAUUGAGGAGGAGGCGGAAGCUGGGGAGGACACAAAGAAGAAGCACAAAAAGAAGCGACGUGGCAAGAAGAGUGACACAUCGCUAUCGACCUCGGAAUCGGCCACUUCGUCCACACCAACUGCUGACCCAGGAGCGGAUGGUCAAGGUGAAGGCGGAGAGUUGGGAACCAUUGGAGAAGGUUCAACUGGGGAAGAAGGCGAAACAACGUCUUCGUCUACCAAUUCCCCAGAGAAGGUCGGAGGACCUGGUGAAGAGGGUGAAGAACAAAAGACUUAGACUGCACACGAUUGAUUGGGGAUUUUCUUUUUGUUCAACUUCAUUAAGAGUGCUUUUGAAUGGAUUUCUGUGUUGCAAGUAAAAUUAUUAUUUUGUGUUUGCUUUCUUAAUGUAACAAAAUAAAUAAGCAAAUCUGGAAUACCGGAUUUUCUGUACGGUAAAAUCUGGGUAUCUAGCUCAAGUAUGUGUAAUACAAAUUACUCAAUAUUACUACAUAUUACAAGUGUGUGAAUCUUUCUACUCUUCUGAAGCUUGAUGUUUUACCUUUUUUCGAGUUCCUCAAU
Molecule: messenger RNA, 2371 nt
Organism: Aedes aegypti (yellow fever mosquito)
Lineage: Eukaryota; Metazoa; Arthropoda; Insecta; Diptera; Culicidae
Exons: 5
Coding region: 351-2087 (578 amino acids)
Source: RefSeq, a predicted model, not a curated record